AUGCGCCACGACAUAUCGGCCAGAACGGAGCACUUUCUAAUGCCUCGAGGGCGCCCAGUGUCGAAGUAUGGCGAGAAGAAGCCACCAAAGAAGUUCAAGUGCUUGUACAUAACGUUCCAGAAGAAGAAAGAGGUGAUUGAUGCCAUUGAAAGCAUUGGGAUGCAAGAGACGCUCAACACGCACUUUACCCACUGGUCGAGGCUGCCCGGGAGACUGCACGAAGGAAAGAUGACUCUGCCGUCAGAAGUUGAGGAGCAGCUGGCAGGAUGGGUCCAAACCAUGCGUACCGACGGAGUGCCUGUGACGCCAAAGAUGCUUCAGCUCAUGGCAUUGGAGUAA
This is a messenger RNA of Aphanomyces invadans, 339 nucleotides long. RefSeq lists its product as hypothetical. The record is from RefSeq and is a predicted model, not a curated record. NCBI's taxonomy places the organism in Eukaryota, Oomycota, Saprolegniomycetes, Saprolegniales, Verrucalvaceae. The coding region runs from base 1 to 339 and encodes 112 amino acids. The transcript is spliced from 2 exons.